CUGAAGGAGACCUUCACAUGGAGAGGACGAUAGGAUGACACUCCACUUGUGGGAGCUCCAUUAAAGUGUAAACAAAAAAAGUCCCAGUCAGAUGUCCCAGGUGAGAAGUGAUCUCUCAAGCCAUUCUGACUCACUCAAUGGAGACCCCGUGCCGGAUCAGACACCCUUCCUGCCCACUAGCACAGAUCAGGAGGAGAUCUCGUGCACUUCCUCCACGCAGAAUCCAGCGGUAGCACCGUCUGCUCUGUGCCACAUCCCAGCCCCUCACCCUCAGGCCCCAGCAACGGAGGAGAAAGAGAAACUGCCAGAUGACGACAAGUCCCUGAACCUUCUGGCAAAUGGAACAGCACCACCCAAAAGUGAGGCCAAGUCAGAAUUCAUGGUCACUCCCGAAGCUGUGACACGCCAGCCCCAGGUGCGAACACCCCUGCGGGGUCUCCAGCCGUCCAGCCCCAUGGACUGCACCCCUCUGCUGCAGAACGGCGCCGGGCUUGUCCCGGACCCAGGCGGCAGAAACCGAGAGGCCGGGAACGGCGUCCUCAGCUCGCUGCCCAGCUCUCAGAAGCCUCAUCGGAAGCUGCAGUCACACUACUCCAUCAACAGCCAGGGCAGCAAGAAGAGCAAAGGCAGCUCCAAAUCAGCCUCCUCUCAGAUCCCUGUGGAGGCGCAGCAAGAUUGCUGCGUCCACUGCAUCCUCUCCUGCCUCUUCUGUGAGUUCCUGACCCUCUGCAACAUUGUGCUGGACUGCGCCACCUGCGGCUCCUGCAGCUCCGAGGACUCCUGCAUCUGCUGCUGCUGCUGCGGCUCCGGGGAGUGUGCCGACUGCGACCUCCCCUGCGACAUGGACUGCGGCAUCGUGGACGCCUGCUGCGAGUCCGCGGACUGCCUGGAGAUCUGCAUGGAGUGCUGUGGCCUGUGCUUCUCCUCCUGAAGCGGGGCGGGGGCGAGGAACCCA
Molecule: messenger RNA, 955 nt
Organism: Emys orbicularis (European pond turtle)
Lineage: Eukaryota; Metazoa; Chordata; Testudines; Emydidae
Gene: MDFI
Product: MyoD family inhibitor
Exons: 5
Coding region: 92-931 (279 amino acids)
Source: RefSeq, a predicted model, not a curated record